Molecule: messenger RNA, 876 nt
Organism: Plasmopara halstedii
Lineage: Eukaryota; Oomycota; Peronosporomycetes; Peronosporales; Peronosporaceae
Product: Histone acetyltransferase SAGA associated factor SGF29
Exons: 2
Coding region: 1-876 (291 amino acids)
Cellular component (GO): SAGA complex
Source: RefSeq, a predicted model, not a curated record
AUGUCGAGCAGCAGAAAGGGAGUGCCAGCAUCUCAAGAAGCAUUGGACACCUUCGUGACGACGCAGAUACUGGAUAAUGGCAUGGAUGUGAUCGCAAACAAAAUAAAUUUGCUACGCGAGAAGUUAUUGCAGUCUGGGCGAAACGAGGUUGACGCGCAGACAAAGAAAAGAUGGGCUAAACGGCUUCAACAUUGGCUUGCGCUGGCAUGCCGUCUGCUAGCGACGCAGCGACAACAGCUGCAUCACUGUAUUGAGCGUGUUGAACAUGACUACAGUCGAGGGGAGGUUGGUCUUGGAACAGGAAAAAUAGAAGUGAAAGAAGAAGAAGAAACUAAUCUCUACAGCCGGACAUAUACUCGUCUGAGGGGAGCAAGUUCCUCGUCGGUCCAAGCAUCCAUAGAUAGCGAUAGCUAUGCUAACGCUUUCAUCCCGGACAUGAAAGAUAUACCGCGUGAAGGUUGCCAUGUUGCAGCUAAAGUAGCACGCAGCCACGAAUUGUGGAUCAUGGCGCGUGUGGUCAAAUAUAAUGCCGAUUCACGGACGUACGAAGUGGAGGACGUUGACUGCGGCGAUGAGGAUGGCGAGGAUGAUGCAGUAAAGAGACACUACAUUGUCGCAUGGCAGCAUGUAGUCGAGCUACCUGGCGACUCACUAUCAGAGGGAGAAUGGAUUCAGUAUUCUUUGAACGAGCGCGUCAUGGCCAUGUAUCCUAACACGACCAGCUUCUUUCGCAGCACUAUUCGAGUUCCCAACCCAAAGGGCGCUCCGUACGUUAUACUCAAGUUUGACGAAGACGAGGACGAGCACGGUUUGGUGCCCGACCGAAAAGUACCUUUUCGGUUCGUUGCUCCUCUAAAACCGUGGCAUCAAAUGUAA